AUGACGGAUCUUUCGACAGUCGCGGCGGUGUUGGAAACACCCAUAGCUGGCCUGCCGGCCGUGGGAGCGCCGAACCGUGAAGACGCACGCAGGCUGUUUAUGGGCAACCUGCCUAAGGUGAAAUCAGAAGUUGAAAUUUGCGAGGAAGUUAGCCGGAUCACUGACGGCCUGGUGCGCGUCAUCACGUACAAGAACUUCGAAAACCCCUUGUUGCACCGGGGCUUCUGUUUCCUGGACUACGAGUCCAGCACGGCGGCCGCGGAGGCCAAGCGCCGGCUCUUCCGGUGCACGGUGUUUGGGUGCAAGACGAUCGUCGACUGGGCUGAUCCGGAACCGGAAGUGGACGCCCAACAGAUGGCCACAGUCCGGAUUCUGUUCGUCCGACAGUACGGUGGCACGCUUGACGAGCGUACGCUAGCUGAAGUGUUCGGCCGGUACGGCAAGGUUGAAAGGGUCAAAAACCUGAAGAACUACUCGUUCGUUCACUUCGAACGUCGGUCGGACGCCCGGGAUGCUAUGAACGCUCUGGACGGCGCCGUGGACGAAGCGUCCGGCGUCCGAGUCGACGUGUCGUGGGCCAAACCACCUGCCGAAAAGCGAAUCCGGGAACAGGUGCUCCGCGACCGGGAGAGGCGAAUCCGGCUGCAGGCGUACGCGAUGCCCCGUACCGAGCACAAUUUCGUUCCCAACGUCCGGUUUAACAACAAGACGACGUUCUUAGCAAACACCUCCUCGUUCACCUCUAACACCAACACCAGUAUCUCAUCCAUCUCCACCGUACCAUACUCCAACUACGAUCACUACGAAUACAACUUUGGCCGAAAGACGUACGCUUGCACGUGCCAAGAUAAACGGAGCUUCGAAACGGAUCCACUGCAACGACAACCGGAACAACAACGAAGACAAUCGGAACAACAACAAAACUGCCGAUGCAUCGUCGGUACGUCAGUUCCGACAGCGGCGGACUCGUUGGUGGACAGUUGCUGUCAUAGUUCCGAACGCGUUAACCGCUAUGAUGACAGCGGCCGAACAUGGCGGCAGCAACAGCGGAUGCCACUCCAACAACGGCACACAGUUGACACCCACUUCGCUGGAUCUUCCACUGCUCGACACGAUCACGGUGAUUGUGCCAACGACAUUUCAGACUUGGACUCGAUUAUUUUGAACUUUUUCCACAAGAUGAGUCACACCACCUGA
Molecule: messenger RNA, 1197 nt
Organism: Macrosiphum euphorbiae (potato aphid)
Lineage: Eukaryota; Metazoa; Arthropoda; Insecta; Hemiptera; Aphididae
Source: the annotation of a GenBank genome assembly